Cladocopium goreaui is the source of this 668-nucleotide messenger RNA. The record is from the annotation of a GenBank genome assembly. Lineage: Eukaryota; Dinophyceae; Suessiales; Symbiodiniaceae.
AGGCCUGCUUCGACAUAGUCAUGGGCUUGAUCAGCAGAAAUGUGGAGCUGCAGGAGGAGAUGAAGGAUUUAAACCGGACAGAUGACAAGUGGAGAGGAAUUACACGGAUCACGUCUCGCGAAACGCAUAAGUUCCUGAGAGCGCUGGAGUCCUUCCCAGAUGAUGUUCGCAGCGAAAAAGUAAGACCACAGGAGAUCAAGUCUGCGAAAACAAAACUUCAAGAGUUGGGCAAUGGACUACUUCCAGCAAGGAUGCAGCGGGUCAGCUACGUGGGAUCGGUCCUCAAUGACUGGGCCAAGCUUGCCUUGCAAUUCUGCCACUGCGAUCGGGGGUUUUCUGGUGUGCUGGAGCUCGAGGAUUGUGUUGAUUUAGCAGGCUGCGCAGGCCCAACAACUCGGGGCCUGGAGAAGUGGAUCCAAAGCCGAUUCAGAAACUAUCGGCGAUUCAUUCAGAAACUACGAUUCAGAAACUAUACCACCGAUUCAGAAACUUCAGAAACUAACGCGAUUCAGAAACUACGAUUCAGAAACUAUCGCGAUUCAGAGACUAUCGCGAUUCCGAAACUAUCGCGAUUCCAAAACUAUAUCGCGAUUCAGCAACUAUCACGGUUCAGCAAAUACGAUUCAGAAACUUCGAGAUUCAGAAACUACGAUUCAGAAACUAUAUAG